AGAAUUGGAACAGUUUUUUGAAAUCAUGUGCUUUAGAAGAAAAAAAACAAAAACGCUUAAUUAGCUUUGUAUCUUUUUAUUUGCAAAUCGCAAGUUAAAUAUAUUCAUAAAAAAAAACGAUUUUGAAUGUUUAUUUCAGAUUAUUUAUCAUUAAUAUUCAAGUAAAAAAUGGUAUGUUUUGUUUAAAUCCUUAGUAUCGAUAGUCUUUUUCGUACGGUUAAUUAAGUAGAUGUUUGUAUAUACUUGUAUUCAUUUUGCAACUAAUUAAACAGAUCUAUUAACUGAUUGAAUAACGAAAAGGUCUUACGUGGACUAUGAGAAUGAGUUCAUUCAUAACUACUGUCCAUUUCAAAAAAAAAGGCGGGUUAGUAUUUUCUGCGUUUUUUUUUAUAGGAACAAGAUAGAGAGCUGUGGUUUUCACUGUUGGAAAGAGGCUUGUUCGGUGCAUCGAUUCGUAUAAAACUGUUGAAAUUUAUCUCUUGAUCAAGUCCCCCUCAGCCUUUAUUUCUUAAGAUUUCCCUGUGGUCCCCUACAGGUCAAAUUUCGAUGAAAAAUAUUUUAGAAUAAAAAGUAGUGUUUUUGGUGUAGUUUUUCACGCUGAUUUCGAAUAUGAUGUUUAUUUUGCAUAAAAAAUAACUUAAGACGAUCAAAACCUCAAAAUACUACCAUUUUAAGUAUUUUUCGAUAUUUUCUAUGGAGAAAAGUAGUAUAUAUCUUUCAGGAAAAUGCUGAUAAUUUUUGAACCAUAAAAGAUAGAAACCUGCGGUUUGCGCAGAUUUGUAGAUCUUCACCUGGCGGUUCUAACCCACCCAUCAAUCAUCCAAGUUCACUCUACCUUCAUAGAACAAUAUCCUACUCUUUCAAAACGACCACGGAUCACUACUUAAUCAAGAGAUAAAUUUCAACAGUUUUAUACGAAUCGAUGCACCGAACAAGCCUCUUUCCAACAGUGAAAACCGCAGCUCUCUAUCUUGUUUCUAUAAAAAAAAAUGCAGAAAAUACUGACCCGCCUUUUUUUUUGAAAUGGACAGUAGUUUGUUUAUCUUCUUUAAGAAUCUAUCAUCUUGAGGGUAUGUGUGAGUGUCUCUUCCUUCAUCAAACAUCUGCACCAACACCCAUAUCCGGUGAUAAUACAAUUUAAUUGCUUGAGUAUGUUCCUUAAAUAUAGACAGCUUAACAUAAGAUUUCGAAUUAUGUUUUAUCGAGUUUAAAUAACAAGUAACGCUCGUUUGAGAACUCGCUUAGCUCUUAUGUUAGAAAUGCAUUUUCUUCAUAUUUACUGGAAAAACAAAUGAAAAUCGUGAAAAUUUGAUUUUCGAUGUUUUUUUGAGCCUGCGGACACACUAACAGACAAUUUAUGUUUACUGGACUCUUCUCUACGAGGAAGAGAAUAUUGUCAGCAGAAAUGAAUUCAUGAUAAAUUUUAGGGAUAUUGUCACCGAGAUUUUCUUUCUAUUAAUCUCACAGCGUUAUCGUCGAUAGAUGGAUAACUCACCAAUAAAGCAUUAAAUUUGUACUAUAUUUUCUUCAAUAGUUAGAUCAAAUGUAUGUAAUGUGACAGUCGCUGAUACUGACAUUUUAUUAUUACAGAUUUCGCUAUACUUCAUAUAAUGCUAAGAUUGUAUCUGAUGACAAAAAAUUAUGACGAAAUUUAUUAAUAUUUUCAGUUUCGAUAUCUAAUCAGAACAUAAUUGAUUUUAAUUUAGAUACAAUUUAUUCUUCUCUUCAGCCGACAAGGUAAACUCCGUCUUCAAAAAUGGUAUACAUCACAAACAGAUAAAUCAAAGAAGAAAAUAACGCGUGAAAUUAUUGCAGCUGUACUUUCACGCAAACCAAAAAUGUCUAGUUUUCUCGAAUGGAAAGAUCUUAAAGUAGUUUAUAAACGUUAUGCUAGUUUGUAUUUUUGUUGUGCAAUUGAACAAGAUGAUAAUGAAUUAUUAACACUUGAAACAAUUCAUCGUUAUGUUGAAUUACUUGAUAAAUAUUUUGGAAGUGUUUGUGAACUUGAUAUAAUAUUUAAUUUUGAAAAAGCCUAUUUUAUCUUCGAUGAAUUUAUUCUGGGUGGUGAAGUACAAGAAACAAGUAAAAAAAGUGUUUUAAAGGCUGUUAAUGAUCAAGAUGUUAUUCAAGAGGAAGAAUUAGAAGAAAAACGAAGUGUAUUAGAAGAUCUUGGUUUGGCUUAA
Messenger RNA from Adineta steineri, 2183 nucleotides. Lineage: Eukaryota; Metazoa; Rotifera; Eurotatoria; Adinetida; Adinetidae. The record is from the annotation of a GenBank genome assembly.